Molecule: messenger RNA, 2447 nt
Organism: Cercocebus atys (sooty mangabey)
Lineage: Eukaryota; Metazoa; Chordata; Mammalia; Primates; Cercopithecidae
Gene: CCRL2
Product: chemokine (C-C motif) receptor-like 2
Exons: 3
Coding region: 999-2033 (344 amino acids)
Biological process (GO): inflammatory response; G protein-coupled receptor signaling pathway; chemotaxis
Cellular component (GO): cytoplasm; membrane
Molecular function (GO): chemokine receptor activity
Source: RefSeq, a predicted model, not a curated record
UGUGUCGUCACCACAGGACUUUCCUCCUCUGGGUUCUCCUUUGCAGAGUGGCGUCAGCUCCCCCAUGAGCCCCAGCACCAAUCACUUCCGGCUGCUUGCAAAUCCCUUUGCUUUCCUCCAUGUUGACACCCGGGGCAGCCCUAUGCUCGCUGCUGCUGAGGCCCCACCUCUGCCCCUGGCCUUUUCCCAACUGACAUCACCCUGUAGCUUCCAUUUUCCUGGAAUUCUCUUUUGAGGCCUCAGUCUUUAGACAAAGCACACAGUGUCCCUCAAAAAUGACAAUAAAAACCCAAACACUGUGACUCUCACGGCAGCUUCCUGGUCCCCAUAUCGAAUCAGCGGGUGGGUUUCUGUAAACAAUGGUGAGAGGCCACCUCAGAGGAUCAGGACCCUCAGGUCUGGACUCGUGGUCACCAUGAACAUUCCUCUCUGCUGACGGUAGCUGGUACCUGUCACCUACUCAGAGUGUCACAUGCCGCAAGCCAGAGGGUCUUGGCAGGUCUCAGCACCUUGACAUCACUUCCUUGCUAUCACUCAGAGCAGCAGUGACACAGUUCCCUUAUCUCAGUCGGCCAGAAGACGACUGUCAAAGGGUCAGGAGCAGUCUGAUCAAAAGGAGGUCAUCCACUGUCUGGGGCCAUUCCCACAGCUCCCGGAUGCUGGGUCUGGAGGCUGCGCCCUUCCCCGCCAGGAGCUCGGCCCAGUGGUAAGUCAUCUGCAUGUCAUCUAUGUAUUUAACCCCUCAUGGCCAUGUUGAUGCUGGGCAUGGUUUCACUUUUGCAAACAUUUGUUUAUACCCUUCAAGAGAAAAACAUCUCAGCUGUUACAGGAAGCUGCUUUGGGGGGUGAGCAAACUUCUUAAACAUGCAGAAAUUAUGAUCUACACCCGUUUCUUAAAAGCAAGCCAUGGUACUUGGUUCUCUUUAAUGAUAUAUUUUCUUUCAUAUUGUGUUCAUGUAGGCAAGUCCUGUUUCUGCUGAAAGAAGGGCAGCCUGAAUAUGGCCAAUUACACGCUGGCACCAGAGGAUGAAUAUGAUGUCCUCAUAGAAGGUGAACUGGAGAGCGACGAGGCAGAGCAAUGUGACAAGUAUGAUACCUGGGCGCCCUCAGCCCAGCUGGUGCCGUCGCUCUGCUCUGCUGUGUUCGUGGUCGGUGUCCUGGACAAUCUCCUGGUUGUGCUUAUCCUGGUAAAAUAUAAAGGACUCAAACGCGUGGAAAAUAUCUAUCUUCUAAACUUGGCAGUUUCUAACUUGUGUUUCUUGCUUACCCUGCCCUUCUGGGCUCACGCUGGUGGCGAUCCCAUGUGUAAAAUUCUCAUUGGACUGUACUUUGUGGGCCUGUACAGUGAGACAUUUUUCAAUUGCCUUCUGACCGUGCAAAGGUACCUAGUGUUUUUGCACAAGGGAAACUUUUUCUCAGUCAGGAGGAGGGUGCCCUGUGGCAUCGUCACAAGUGCCGUGGCGUGGGUAACAGCCAUUCUGGCCACUGUGCCCGAAUUUGCGGUUUAUAAACCUCAGAUGGAAGACCCGAAAUACAAGUGUGCAUUUAGCAGAACUCCCUUCCUGCCAGCUGAUGAGACAUUCUGGAAGCAUUUUCUGACUUUAAAAAUGAAUGUUUCGGUUCUUGUCUUUCCCCUAUUUAUUUUUACAUUUCUUUAUGUGCAAAUGAGAAAAACACUAAGGUUCGGGGAGCAGAGGUAUAGCCUUUUCAAGCUUGUUUUUGCCAUAAUGGUAGUCUUCCUUCUGAUGUGGGCGCCCUACAAUAUCGCACUUUUCCUGUCCACUUUCAAAGAACAUUUCUCCCUGAGUGACUGCAAGAGCAACUACAACCUGGACAAAAGUGUUCUCAUCACUAAACUCAUCGCCACCACCCACUGCUGCGUCAACCCUCUCCUGUAUGUCUUUCUUGAUGGGACAUUUAGGAAAUACCUCUGCCGUUUUUUCCAUCGGCGUAGUAACACCCCACGUCAACCCAGGCGGCGGUUUGCACAAGGCACAUCGAGGGAAGAACCUGACCGUUCCACCGAAGUGUAAACUAGCAUCCACCAAAGGCAAGACGACUAAACAUGGAUUUUCAUCUUUUUGCAUUAUUUCACUUAAAUUUUUUACACACUUGUUUACAAAAUCGGAUACAGGAAGAAAAGGGAAAGGUGAGCUAACAUUUGCUAAGCAUUGAAUUUGUCUCAGGCACCGUGCAAGGCCCUUUACAAACGUGAGCUCCUUCGCCGCCAACCACUUGUCCGUAGUGUGGAUGGGACUAGUCUCAUUUCUCUGAGAAGAAAACUGAGGCUCGGAAGUUUGUCUAAGAUCACACAAGUAGGAAGUGGCAGAACUGAUUCUCCAGCCCUGGUAGCAUUUGCUCAGAGCCUACGCUUAGUCCAGAACGUUGAACUCCAAACCCUGGGGACAAACUGCAUGAAAUAAAUGUAUUUUAAAACAUCUAUUUAA